Messenger RNA from Symbiodinium sp. CCMP2456, 351 nucleotides. Lineage: Eukaryota; Dinophyceae; Suessiales; Symbiodiniaceae. The record is from the annotation of a GenBank genome assembly.
AUGGAUUUGCGGCUCCAGUGGAGGCCAAGCUGGCUGAAGGCUGUGCUGCGCUAUGGCCCAAACCGAAGGAGGCCCCGGAGAAAGAAAAGCGCCCAGGCACCGUCGCUCGUGCUCCGGGUGGCAUUGCCAAACUCUUCGUCGCCUGGGCUGGAGACUGCCGGUGUGUCCUUCUUCGUGGGCGUCAAGGACUCCGGAUAUCGGAGGAUCACAGACCCCAACGUGCUGAUGAGAAGCGGCGGGUUGAAAAAGCCGGUGGACUCGUCGUUCGAGAUGCGCACAAAGUGUGGCGCGUCGGACCGCGGCCGGACAACAAGUUCGCCAAGGAAUUGCAAAAGGUGCCAAAGAACGUAG